AUGAAUCUAACGAGUGAGCUCCGUGAGUUUGACGCACAUAGUGACUACAAGCACGACAUGGACAGGAUAAGCAAGUUUUUGCUGUUUUUUGAGGAGGGAGGGGAACUACCGUAUGUGAAUUGUCUGCGAAGGCUUAGAGAAAGUAUUGAAGUCGAUAUGGAGGAUAUAGCGGUUUAUGACGAAACAGGAUUGGCAAGCAGAAUAGAGCGAAACGCAAUGUCGUACAUAAACAUGUUCUACAAAGCGAUAGAUGAUAUUCUGUACAAUGAAGGAGAGCUUGCAAUGGAUGAGGAUGAAGGAGACGUUUUUUUUUACCAUCGGAUUUCGAGAUUCAAGGAGAAGUAUCCUGACAAGCAGGUUUCUGAGGUGUUUCCGUCGUUUUUGCUACGCAGAUACUCGCUGAUACUGAAGCCGCGAAAAGGGCUAAGAGUGUGUGGAGUCAGAGAGCUGAAAUCGAGGGAUAUAGGGGCUUUGGUGAGGGUAAGCGGAGUGGUCACGAAGGUUAGCCAGGUGAAGCCAAGCAUCAAGGUUGCAACAUACAUAUGCGAGAGCUGCGGGACAGAAACAUAUCAGCAGGUUGAGGGAGAUGUGUUUGAUCUACUUGAGGAGUGCGGAAGCGAAAAGUGUAGGAUCAAGAAUAUACGAGGAACCCUGAUUCUUGUCACCAGAGGAUCUAAAUUUAUCAAGCACCAAACAGUUUAUAUACAGGAGUUAACAAGUGAUGUUCCCCAUGGAUGUAUUCCAAGGAUGCUGGCUGUUGAGUGUUACUCGUCAACUGCAGAGAAGUGCAGGCCUGGAGAUGUUGUGGUGGUUGGUGGUGUUUUUAUGCCUAAGCCGUACUAUGGGAUAAAAAGAUUGAAGGCUGGGCUGAUUGCAGAUACGUAUGUUCAUGCAAUGCAUAUCAAGACGGCUGGAGACCGUGUUUUUGAGCAUAAGGGGGUUUUGAAAGGGUAUUCAGUGGAGCAGUUGGUGAGCUCGAUUGCGCCAGAGAUAUUUGGGAUGGAUGAUGUAAAGAAAGUGCUGCUGCUGAUGCUAAUAGGUGCGCCGUUGAGAGUCCAGUCGGAUGGAAUGAGGAUACGAGGAGAUAUCAAUGUGUUGCUACUAGGGGAUCCUGGGAUUGCAAAAAGCCAGCUGCUCAAAACAUGUGCAAAGAUAAGUAAGAGAGGAAUAUAUACGACCGGAAAGGGAUCCAGUGGAGUGGGACUUACUGCAAGUGUUUCGAAAGAGCAGGUCACUGGGGAGAUGGUGCUCGAAGGAGGAGCGUUGGUUCUUGCAGAUGGAGGAAUAUGUUGUAUUGAUGAGCUAGACAAGAUGAACGAGGUUGAUAGGGUUAGUAUUCAUGAAGUGAUGGAGCAACAGAGUGUUUCUGUAAGCAAGGCAGGAAUAAACACAACGCUGAAUGCGCGAUGCUGUGUACUUGCAGCAGCCAAUCCUGUGAGGGGAAGGUAUGAUACAAAGCAAAGUAUAGAACACAAUGUUGGCCUUCCAUGCUCACUUUUGUCUAGAUUUGAUGUGGUUGUUAUUCUCAGGGAUGAGCCUGACACUGAAAAGGACGAGCAUCUCGCUAAGCACAUAACAUCGAUACAUCUGAACGAAGAGCUUGAAUCGGUAUCAUAUGAUGAGGUUCGAGUGAUUAUUGAGCAGGCCAAAGGGUUAGAUCCGGUGCUUCCUUCGAGCCUGUCCAAGAAAUUGACAAAUGCAUAUGUAAAAGUUAGGAAGGAAUGCUCAAAUGUUACGCCGAGAUAUCUUCUGUCUCUGAUAAGACUGACUCUUGCACAUGCCAGAUUGAGAUUCUGUGAGGAGGCAUGUGAAGAUGAUGUCAAUGAGGCGUUAAGAUUGAUGGAAGUCAUGAAGAUUCCCACCCCAAAGCGAAAGAAAGAAGAGGUUUCAAACAAGCGAGCCAUUUACAACCUUAUUCUCUCACUUGCAAUUGAUGAUGGAAUCAAACGAUAUGUCAAGCUUGGCAGUCUGUGGGAUGCCGCAAGAGGGAAGUAUGAUGCUGAUGAGAUCCAGAAUGUAAUAUCUGAAUUUGCAUCCUGUGGUAUUUGGAUUAAGAACAACGAUGAAUUGACUAUUUUCAAUUAA
Molecule: messenger RNA, 2085 nt
Organism: Ordospora pajunii
Lineage: Eukaryota; Fungi; Microsporidia; Ordosporidae
Product: DNA replication licensing factor MCM7
Exons: 1
Coding region: 1-2085 (694 amino acids)
Biological process (GO): double-strand break repair via break-induced replication; DNA strand elongation involved in DNA replication; DNA replication initiation
Cellular component (GO): nucleus; MCM complex
Molecular function (GO): single-stranded DNA binding; ATP binding; ATP hydrolysis activity
Source: RefSeq, a predicted model, not a curated record